Messenger RNA from Folsomia candida, 1034 nucleotides. RefSeq lists its product as uncharacterized. NCBI's taxonomy places the organism in Eukaryota, Metazoa, Arthropoda, Collembola, Entomobryomorpha, Isotomidae. Bases 331 to 738 code for a protein of 135 amino acids. The transcript has 3 exons. The record is from RefSeq and is a predicted model, not a curated record.
GUCCCACCACUUCCGCGGCCACUGGAGCGUUUGACUAAACGGAAUCCAAUCAGAUAUAUUAUCUGAUUGAUAUGUACAUAAAUAUGCAAAGGUCACACACGUGGACGUCGAAUGAACAUUCCAUUUUGCUUGAUAAGCAGCACUUGAGGAUAAAUUUAGUCAUCCAAUUUAUUCCAUAUUUAAGCACUUGAUUUGGUCCAUAUGUACAUAAAGUUUCCUUAAAACUAAAAUUAAAUCAUGAAGAAUUUUUCUAUCUUGAUUCCAUGCAUCGUGUUUUUAUAGGGGUUGGGUGUGGUUGCCUACAUUCCGGGUGAAGGGGACGUUUUCGUCAUGCAAAAUAUUGGGGAUGGGGGUGGAAUCAUUCGGCCCAGCGGGAACGGAAAAGUUUGUGAACGUCUAGGCGACGUUCGAUCAAAUUGGGGGUUGACUGCUCCAUACGAAGAUCGGUACAAGAGGACCGCUACAAUUACCAAUUUCACCGGCGUUGAAUUGAUGACGAUUCACUCCUUCAUCCGGGAAGAAGGUCACCUCGUCAAUAAGAUCAUGUACGACGACUACCCGCCCUUUUGUUUCUUGGUGGAGCGGGAACUCGUCGUCAUUCCGGACAGUGGAUAUUACAUCGUGAAACAUGAGAGAAGCAAUAAAUGCUUGACCUCGUACGGGUCAGAGGUUGGGAUUUUAUUUUGGCUGGAUUGCGGCAACGUUGGACAGCAUUGGUCCUUCAUUCAAACAGAAUGAGCGUACUUAAUAUAAAUAACUUACUUACUCUUAAAAAGCUUGUAUUGAAAUACAUAAUAUCAAGCGGUAUACAUACAUUCAUUUGUGACCAUAAAAACAAUGUUAGAAGGUUAUAUCCUUUGGUAAUAUUUAGCUCGGUACAAAAUAUUUGUCGUAUCUAUGUGUCACAACAAAUUUUAAUAACGGAUAUAAUUUUAAUAAUAUUUACCAACCGGUGGAAAAGUUACUAUCGAGAAAUUAAUGCCAGAUUUCGAAAUGUUUACUAUUCAGCAAAUAAAAAAUUGAUUUUAGUUUAA